Molecule: messenger RNA, 924 nt
Organism: Tremella mesenterica DSM 1558
Lineage: Eukaryota; Fungi; Basidiomycota; Tremellomycetes; Tremellales; Tremellaceae
Exons: 7
Coding region: 1-924 (307 amino acids)
Source: RefSeq, a predicted model, not a curated record
AUGGCAACCAUGGAUGAAGACAUCAUCGUUGACCCUUACAAGACUCGUAACUCUCUCUCCCUAACCCCACCUCAAAUCGGUAUCCUCUUCUUAGGAUGUCUCUCCCUUCUUACCGCUCAAAUGGAUGUCCCACCACCACUACAAGACGCCUUAGGUUCGUUCAGAAGGAUGAUGGUGAUACUUGUAGCAGCGUUGGUGUUGUAUCAUUUCUUUGACCAAAUGAUGACUGCAUGGAAUUCGAAAUUGGAAGAACUUCCUUCUGCCGAUAAGAGAGCUUUGGAGAAGAUGAAAGAAAAGGGUAUGAAAGAUACUGGAAAACCUGAUCCAUGGGAAAACGAAUCUUCACAUCCAUCCGCUUUCCUCACUACCCGAGAAGCAAAACCACGAUUGUUCCCAUUCCCAUUAGGUAAAGCAGGAACUGAUGAGAAACUGAAAGGAGAAUUAUGGUGGGAAGCAGGGAAUUCGGCACAUGUGGGACAUUACAACCAAGCUGAAUUACCUGAAAACAAAGCAAAAAUGAAGAAAGAAGCUAAAAAAGCAGAAGAACUACGUCUCAAGAAACAUCAAAAAGAGAUUAAAGAAUAUACAGCGAAUAAAAAGAAAUGGGCUAAGAGGUUGGUACAUGUUAAAUUAGUAGUUGGUAUUAUAGCUAUUGGAUUAUUUCAUCGUGGUGCUGCUGUAUUAUGUUUGGCAGCUUUGAUUUGGUUCGUAUUAGCUACUGAAUUAGGUGGAAUGUUCGAUCCUAAAAUCGAUGAAGAUGUUGAACCAAGUUUCAAGAAACCACAAAUACCAACUACACCAGGACUUGGUCUCACAUACAUAUACGAACCUUCAAAAGGUGGUGUUGCACCUACUGGAGCUUUCCCCCUUAGAGCACCGACUAAUAGAUUACUCACUUCUCUCGACAAUCGUUAUGCCUCUUAA